Corylus avellana is the source of this 3662-nucleotide messenger RNA. RefSeq names its product elongation factor Ts (DUF810). The record is from RefSeq and is a predicted model, not a curated record. NCBI's taxonomy places the organism in Eukaryota, Viridiplantae, Streptophyta, Magnoliopsida, Fagales, Betulaceae.
CUCUCUCUCUCUCUCUCUCUCCAGUAGUGUCCAGUCUAGAUUUUGGUGUGUGUGUAUGCAGAAGCACAGAUUCUAACUCAUUCUCUCUCCCUGUACGCAAUGGCUCACCUCUUCAGAGACCUGUCUCUGGGCCACUCCAAGAGGGAGACAACACCGCCACCGCCGCCGCCGCCAUUAAUGCUUGCCAAAGCUCAUCCCACCGAUCUACCGUCCCCACUCGGCCAACUCGGCGCCCAGCUCACCGAUUCCGAACUCCGGCUCACCGCCUACGAGAUCUUCGUCGCUGCCUGCCGCACCUCCACCGGCAAGCAACUCACCUACGUCCCCAAUCCCGACUCGCCGGCUCAUCACUCCCCGGCCUCGCCCGGGUUGCAGCGAUCCCUCACCUCCACCGCCGCCAGCAAGGUCAAGAAGGCAUUCGGCCUCAAAUCGCCAUCCGGGUCGGGCUCCAAGAAGAGUCCCGGGUCGGGACCCGGUUCCGGGUCUGGUCAGGUGAAGCCGAGGAGGCCAAUGACUGUUGGGGAGCUUAUGAGGACUCAAAUGGGGGUCUCGGAGGCCGCGGAUUCCAGAGUCAGAAGAGCUCUACUCAGGAUCGCUGCUGGCCAGGUUGGAAGGCGAAUUGAGUCGGUGGUAGUUCCACUAGAGCUAUUACAGCAGCUCAAGCAUUCAGACUUUACUGAUCAACAAGAAUAUGACGCAUGGCAGAAGAGAACCCUGAAAGUUAUUGAGGCUGGUCUCCUUUUGCAUCCCCAUACACCACUAGAUAAGUCAUAUUCUACUGCACAGAGGCUGCGGCAAAUUAUUCGUGGGGCUUUGGAUAAACCCAUAGAAACUGGGAAGAACAAUGAAUCUAUGCAAGUUCUUCGUAGCGCUGUUAUGGCUCUUGCUAGCAGAUCAUCUGACGGGUCUCUCUAUGAAACAUGCCACUGGGCAGAUGGGUUCCCGCUGAAUCUCCGGCUCUACGAAAUGCUGCUAGAAGCCUGCUUUGAUGCUAAUGACGAGACAUCUAUUAUUGAUGAAGUUGAUGAGCUGAUGGAACACAUUAAGAAGACAUGGGGAAUUCUUGGAAUGAACCAGAUGCUCCAUAACAUUUGCUUCACGUGGGUUUUAUUUCACCGUUUUGUUUCAACUGGCCAAGUUGAGAUGGAUCUGCUGUAUGCAGCUGAUAGUCAGCUUGCAGAAGUUGCAAAAGAUGCAAAAACAACAAAGGAUGCAGAGUACUCCAAGAUAUUGAGUUCUACAUUGAGUUCAAUGUUGGGUUGGGCAGAAAAAAGGCUCCUUGCAUAUCAUGACACUUUUGAUGGUGGAAAUAUCGAUACCAUGCAGGGCAUUGUUUCUUUGGGGGUAUCAGCUGCCAAGAUUUUGGUUGAAGAUAUAUCUAAUGAGUAUCGCAGGAGGAGGAAAGGUGAAGUUGAUGUGGCUCGCAACAGGAUUGAAACUUACAUCAGGUCAUCACUACGCACGGCUUUUGCUCAGCGAAUGGAAAAGGCAGACUCAAGCAGGAGAGCAUCCAAAAACCAGCCAAAUCCUCUUCCUCUCCUUGCCAUCCUUGCAAAGGAUGUUGGUGAUCUGGCCAUUAAUGAGAAGGAGGUGUUCAGUCCAAUACUGAAGAGAUGGCAUCCUUUUGCAGCUGGUGUGGCUGUGGCCACCCUUCACGCUUGCUAUGGGAAUGAGCUCAAGCAAUUCAUAUCGGGUAUAAUGGAGUUGACACCAGAUGCAGUACAAGUGUUGAGAGCUGCUGAUAAGCUGGAGAAAGACCUUGUGCAGAUAGCAGUGGAAGAUUCAGUGGACAGUGACGAUGGAGGGAAGGCAAUAAUUCGUGAGAUGCCUCCUUAUGAAGCUGAAGCUACAGUUGCCAAUCUGGUUAAAGUGUGGAUCAAAAAGAGCGUAGACAGACUGAAGGAAUGGGUUGACAGGAAUCUGCAACAAGAGGUGUGGAAUCCACAGGGAAACCAAGAAGGAUAUGCUCCAUCUGCUGUUGAAGUUUUGCGAACUCUAGAUGAAACUUUGGAUGCAUUCUUUCAGUUGCCAAUACCAAUGCAUCCUGCACUGCUUCCUGACUUGAUGGCUGGUCUUGACAGAUGUCUUCAACAUUACGUAACCAAGGCAAAAUCUGGCUGUGGAUCACGGAAUACAUUUAUUCCCACCUUGCCAGCAUUGACGAGAUGUACUAUAGGAUCAAAGUUCCAAGGCUUCGGAAAGAAGAAAGAAAAAUCUCCAAAUUCUCAGAAGAGGAAUCCUCAGGUUGCUACAAUGAAUGGGGAUAACACCUUUGGAAUAUUACAGCUGUGUGUUCGUAUAAACACCCUGCAAAGAGUCUGGAGUGAGUUGGAUGUUAUGGAGAAGAGGAUCAUCACUCGUCUCAGAAACUCUGAGUCUGCUCAUGCAGAGGACUUUUCAAAUGGUUUGGUUAAGAAAUUUGAGCUUUCUCCGGCUGCUUGUAUUGAAGGAAUUCAGCAACUCUGUGAGGCAGUGGCUUAUAGAAUAAUCUUCCAUGAUCUAAGUCAUGUUCUAUGGGAUGGUUUAUAUGUUGGAGAGCCAUCAUCUUCUAGGAUCGAUCCUUUUAUUCAGGAGCUUGAGAAGAACCUGGUGAUCAUUUCAGACGCUGUGCAUGAAAGGGUUCGUACACGGCUUAUUACUGACAUAAUGAGGGCUUCCUUUGAUGGGUUCUUGCUGGUAUUGCUUGCUGGAGGCCCUUCCCGUGCUUUCUCUCGGCAAGACUCUCAGAUAAUAGAAGAUGAUUUUAAAUCCCUUAAAGAUCUAUUCUGGGUGAAUGGGGAUGGCUUGCCUUCUGAAUUGAUAGAUAAGUUUUGUACUACAGUGAGAGGAGUCCUUCCACUCUUCCGAACUGAUACCGAGAGCCUCAUUGAGCGGUUCAGACGUGUGACCUUGGAGACAUACGGCUCUUCUGCCAGGUCCAAACUUCCACUACCUCCAUCUUCUGGGCAGUGGAACCCAACAGACCCAAACACACUUCUACGUGUUCUAUGCUACCGGAACGAUGAAGCAGCUUCAAAGUUUCUAAAGAAGACUUACAAUAUGCCCAAAAAACUGUAAGAAACUUGAGCCUGGUGCAUGGACAGGGCAACCAAGGCAAGCUAUUCUUGCACUGAUGCUGCAUUUGCAGAACAUCUCGUAGUUCUGCUUGUAUUUAGUAAAGAUGGGCCAAGAAGUUCCUCCUCAUUUCAUGUGCGGGUGAGCAUCAGGUGCCUUAAAGAAGUAGCAAUGAUCCUGUAUAUUAGCAUUGGCCACUGUUUGUGACCAUCUAGAGUCCGAGCGGAGGCGAAAGGGGUGCGGAGGACUUCCAGAGGCAUGCUUGUGAUGGAAGGUGGACCGAUAUUCUUUGAAAUUCAUUGUCAUAUAAAGUCAUAUGAGAUUCCUUCGAUGUCCGUUAUAUACUGUAUUUUGUUUGUUUUCCUCCCAAGCUUCCUUAGCUCUCAGCUAAAUCUUUUCCCAUUCUUUGUUUCCUUUUUUUCCCACUUUUUGGUUGAAUUACUCUGUAGUGGUGGGUAUUAUUUUUUGUUUAUUCUAGUACUGAUAUUAUUUGUUAUUAGCAUGUAUUAUAAGGGUGGGGGCUACUUCUUGUUAAUUGCAGUCAGAUUUAUGUUCACUGUGUAUACUGUAAGCCUAUUUCUAUGCGAGUCUUGAUUAUUCUUAAUUCU